Molecule: messenger RNA, 5666 nt
Organism: Hylaeus volcanicus
Lineage: Eukaryota; Metazoa; Arthropoda; Insecta; Hymenoptera; Colletidae
Gene: Zdhhc8
Product: palmitoyltransferase ZDHHC8
Exons: 9
Coding region: 47-2032 (661 amino acids)
Biological process (GO): protein palmitoylation
Molecular function (GO): palmitoyltransferase activity
Source: RefSeq, a predicted model, not a curated record
CCAUUAAUAAUUCGUUAAUCGUCGACCACGAAGUGGAGCGUGCAGAAUGCCGAAAUGCGAUGUGAGGGCGAGAUAUCUACCAGCCACGUUCGCCUGGACAGUCUUACUCAGCACCACGACACUGUUCUUCUGUUUUCCAUGCCAGUAUUAUGUGUUCCAAUGGGGAACGUGGGUACCUGCGCUUCAAGGAGUCAUCACCUUUUUCGUAUUGGCAAACUUUACGCUAGCAACCUUCAUGGAUCCAGGCGUCAUACCAAAAGCGACUUCCGACGAAGAUCGAGACGACGAUUUUCGUGCUCCCUUGUAUAAAAGCGUAGAAAUCAAUGGUAUUACGGUUCGCAUGAAAUGGUGCGUUACAUGCAAGUUCUACAGACCUCCUCGUUGUUCGCAUUGCAGCGUUUGUAAUCAAUGCAUUGAGACUUUCGAUCAUCACUGCCCUUGGGUGAACAACUGCAUCGGUAGGAGGAACUACAGAUUCUUUUUUUUCUUUCUCUUGUCACUCAGUUUCCACAUGCUCAGUAUAUUCGGACUUUGCCUGUAUUUUGUAUUGGAGCGCAAACAACGGCUGGGUGAAGUGGACACAAUUGUCGCACUCGUACUCAUGGGUGUGGUUAUACUCUUGUUCAUUCCAAUUUUUGGACUGACCGUCUUUCACGCAAUACUUGUUUGCAGAGGACGUACAACAAAUGAACAGGUAACGGGUAAAUUUAACGGCGGCUACAAUCCUUUUUCCCGUGGUUGCUUUCACAAUUGCUGUUAUACGCAAUUUGGACCACAAUACCCCAGUUUUAUUAAGCCUGAAAAGUAUUCAGGGAAACGACGCGGAGCUUGUACAUCUGAGAUAUCGACUAUAGGCAGUGAGAACCAGGUAAAAACCUACAUGGAUAGCAGCAAUGGUGUUAGAAAUGCCAGUUCAAAUGCUUACAAUAAGUUGUCUCCUGGACGAGAUGGAUCUGAUACAGACAUGGAACCCACCGCGUCUCAGUCCGCGGAUUGCGAACCCACACCUCCGCUACAAAGACAUGGUUCCAAAAGCAAUUUCUUCCUGCCACCUGUGGAGAACAGUGAAUCUCCCAGGCACCCACCACCGUCGCAACACCGCCAUCCAAUACCAUACACCAGAGGCAGCCCUCAUCCAAGGCCAAGGUACGUUGUCACUACCUAUAGGGGUAUGAACGACUCACGAAGCCACACGCCCGACCCUUUAUCACCGGAAGUGAGCAACUCGGCCGUCACAGCUUCCCAAAGAGGUCAAGGUCAAGGGGGUGCUAGUCCAACAACACAACGGAUUAAAGCUAUUGGGGUACCGACUCCACUUGCCAUUUCCAGUCCUAUGCGCAGAUCGAAUCCAGGUACGCCGACGCAGGUCCGUCGGCCCGAUUUUAUAGGAGUGAACGACGCGCCGACUUACUAUGAUGUACAGCAGGGAAAUAAUCACGGUGUCGGCGCUGCUAGCGGCGCCGUAAUCACCGGUUACAGCCCUCAGCGGCGUUUCCUGUCGGAAAGCGAGCUGAUACGACAGGGUGUCGACCAGUCGUAUUCGAGAACGAACAACACUGUUGACAACAUUCGCGAGCUGGCCGGCUCGCCGCAGCGUGGCGUCUACAUGUGGAAGGACAACUCGCCAGGCAGCUACCCCGUCCCCCCAGGGCAGACUAACGCCACGACGCACCAGUCGCCUUCGCAGAGACCACCGCCGUACGACUACUACCGUUCCAAUCCCACUAGUCCUACGCAACAGUUGUACGCGAAUUCGCCUAGGCCAGCGUAUCAUCCGGCCAUGAGAGGCGGCGUAGCGGUCUUCCCACCUCAUCAGUCGCCCCAAGUGAAACGAAAAGCCGCAAUGGUGACGCCUACCACGCCUACGUCGGGUGACGCUCGACGCAGACCCAUGUCCUUUGUCAGAGCACUCGAGAUGACAGACUCCAUGGAGAUGGUGUCUGCGCCAAACGACAAUAGAUUGCAGCGGCCCACCACACCCACGCCGGAUCGGACCAGUGUCUACGACAUGAACUAUGAGAUAUCCGUAUAGCCCAGCUUUACGGUCUCCGCGCCAUCCUGCGGCUGGACGGAGAUUGUACAAGAAAUGCCGACACUACGCAUCUCCCGCUCCAACGAGGAAAGAACAGCGUACGCCGCUUACGAGAUAUCCGUCUGAAUUCGUGUACGAUCGACGGUACAAACAAGGGGUGUCGCAUUUAAAUCGUUCCUCUCGAACGUCUCUUAGAACUAAAUGUUAUGCGAAAGAUAAAGUAAAUUCUUCCUCUAUCUUCUGCAAAUAUGUCCGUCUCAUUUUCAUUUGCUAAGUUUCUUCUCAUGUAUCUAUCUCAUUUUCACGUGCUAAGUUUCUUUUCAAACAAGAAUUAAAUGGUUUUGAAAGGGAACGUACUUCGAUGCGUGUUCUUUCUUAGGUGAAGACGUACAGAAGAUGCAAAGAUCAACUUCUUUUUUUAUGAAUAGAAUUACUAGUAUUUUUGGGUGGAAUUCGAUAUAAUAAUGAAUUCUAGGAAUAAAAGUAAUAGUGUAUUUGUAUCUCCUUUACAUGUCCACCUAGGAAAAGCUACUCGCAUGAAAUUGUAUCUCCCUUCAAAAUCAUUUGACUUUCGUUUAAAACAUUUGCCAGUGUUGUCAACAGUUUUGGAGACAUUCGUGGGGAACGAUUGAAAUAGGAUACUCUGUACAGUGACUUCGGAGAAACUGCGGGGUGUUGAGAUAAUAGCGCCCUCGACUGCAGAGUGUCAGCAAUUCAGGACCGAUUUUGGGGGGUUUUCUUUUGAGUGCUGGAACUGCAAAGACCUGGCCACCUCACGGUGGAAUGGUCAUGCGAGUGUUAAAAACAGAAAGACAUACUACUGCACACUCUACAGAACCAUUUUUUAAGAAAAACAUUUAUCCUUAAACAGAACAGAGUUCCGUGACAGAAAAACAGAAAUGAACCUAACCUAGAUCCAAUACGUACGGUCCUGUAGCGAAUAGAGUGCCACUCCGCUGAGAAAAACCUAUGAGGUCAACCCUCUUGAAAUUGAGCUAAUAAGAUCAUUAUAUUUGUACCGUCGACUAUACGAUGCUUCAAACCUGAGCGUUCCGAUGCAGCUAGACGUUCCACGUCGAAACGAUACUAAUCCGGCUGUGGUAUCGUCAAGUUCUUCCGGUCCAAAUGCUGAUCCACGUUAUACAUAUAUAUCCAGGGUGUAUACUGAUGGUUUAUCAAAGUGUACAUAUAGUAUUCAUACAAGGAAACAAAGAAGUAUUAGUGAAUAUAGGUCUAGAAGUCAACAAUCUUCAAGUUAAGAAGAAGAAUUCAAUUUCGUCUAACGUUAGUCACCCUAAAACAUCGUUCACCUUCACAGUCAAGACCAUAAGAAGCUUCUUAUAUGAGUUACUUGGUCGCUCAGUCCCUCCAUGUCAGUUGGUUCCUUCGAUUCGUCUCUUCCAGAGAUGAAUGAACAUAAAGGAAAAUAGAUAACUUAUUUUUUAUUAGUUUUAUGAGUGCUAUACGAGUUGCAAAGCAAAGACACUUGGAAGAUCUACCGAUACGAAAUACAAUCUGUUCUAACUCAUAAAUUGUUGAUUCCCAGACUCACGUUUACUAACGCUUAUUUUUCUUAUUUCCAUGAGUACUAUAUGUAUCCAAAACUUGCUCCACUAGUUUUGAAACACCCUGUACUCUGUAAAGAUCAUGUUAAACGAUGCUGACGUUUCCCCGAAGGGGAGGACAUCGACGUGUAAAAGUUGUUUGUCCUCGUUAUAGACAAUGAUAUGUUCGAAUGUAUCCAAUGUGGAAUUGUAAACGAUAGGUGAUCGUCCGCGGGCAAACCGGGAUAUCAGUGUCCAAUUAUUUUCCAUAGCGAGUCGCUGACACGGAAAAUAUAUUUAGGUCUUGAUUCGCGUUGAACGAGUGGAAAACGGGAACGUGUAGUUUUCAGUUCAACGCCGAGUCUGUCGUCGGCGCAAGACUGUCGUGUCAUGUUAUUAGGAAUAUUAUUUCGUUUAGACGGUAUUUAAAAAGAGAAACGUUCGAUUCGGUGUGUAUCUGGCUCAGAAAAGUUGUGAUGCCAUAUUCGCGUUACGACAACUUCCACCAGCGGAGAAAUGACCAACCGCUGGUGCUAAUAUAAAAUGGAUGCGCAGGAGAGUAUUCGCCGUCGACUGCUAUGAAAUUGAAUGUGAUCAAAUUAUUUGAACAGUCUACAAAUGAUGAAUACUUUGUUAAUUUGAAUUCCAUUCCAACUUAAACGUAACAAAAUUACGUAACAAAAUUAAAAUUAGUACACAGGUAGUCAGUGCGAGGAUUAUUAUUUAGAAUAAUAUUAUUAUUUGUUAUUAAUUGUUACUUAUUAUAAUUAUAUUUUAUAAUGAUGUUAUUCUAAAUAUUAUUCAAUCUUUACUUUGAUCAAAUCACGUCUAAUGCCGCUAUCAACGAGAAUAGUGUUACUCUGAGAAUCCCUUACUAUGGUGUUACUCCUGUGACAUCACAACUGUUUUGUUUCCUGAUGCACACGAGAUAAAACGUGUCCACGUAUCAGAGAUGGGCAAAGUUUUAUUCGGAUAAUAGUUGACCAAUUGAAACAAUGUAUAGUGAUUGAGCAUUUACUGUAACAAAUUUUUCUUCGUUCGACACGAUAUACAUAAUUCUAUUCAGCAACGAAUAAAGUUCUUAAUCUUUUAUUCAUUAUUCGGGAUUUUUAUGUAAGUAAGGAAUUUUGCCCAUUUCCGUUAGCUCAAUUCAAACGAAGCAUGUUUCCCUGUAUAAUUCCUUGCAAACCAGGUUGUGUACUCUCAGGCAUGGUUUUUACUGAACAAAACUGUUAUAAAUCACAUGGGACAUUGGAGAUAUCUAAAACAUAUUGCAUGGGAAUAAUACCAUGAAAACCAUGCACGGAAGUAUUGCAUGGACCUGCGUGGAAUCCUGCUUGAAAACAUGCUACAUGUAGAACAGGCUUUCUGUAUCUCUGAGGGGGGCGGCGAGGGGUAAUAGAGACGUUCGGACCGAUUGACGACCGAAGUAAUCGAGUCACGAAAUCGUCAACGAAAGUAAAACCGAACGCGUAGAGGUACAAUCGCUGAGCAGCACUCUUGCUGCCGAUGAUUAUAAAGAAUCGAGCUUGUCUCGCUUGGCGGUAAAACAAUUAUAUUUUUUAGUACACAGUAAGGUCAGUUUAGAUUUUUAUACCGUGACGUCGUGACUCAAUUUCUAGAAGCGCAGCAUAUCGGUUCAUUGUACCGUUUCCUUUCGUUCUUUUUUCUCUUUUCUUUCGCUCUUUAUAAAAACGCAUUAUUUGACGUGUAACAAAGUACAUAGCGAUUAUUCUUGCGUGAAUCUCGCGACUCGAUUCUGAUCGCAACGGCGGUUCCGUCUUCUUUCGAUUCUUUUUUUAUAUCUUUUUUUUUUUGUAGAAGGAAAGGAGCGAACCGACAGGAUCAAAAUCGAGUCUCGCCAUUGGGUAUACAUAGUCUCCUAUCUUCGUUGAUGCGAGAAGAGUUCGUGUCCAGUUAACAAACCACAACAAAAAAAAAAAAGAAGUUACUUAAUCGAUUUAAGUCAUUAUCAGGAUAGAAUAACGAAUUCUGUGUAAAAUAAUCGUGAAAUGUGUAGCAAAUUUUUAAUAUACAUAUAUAUUUAACAAUAUUUAUACAUAAAUAAUAAAUAUAAGACUUUACAAUGA